UGUUGUCAGGAUAACGAGAAAAACGAGCACCUCACCCUCCCUUGGGAACCGCAAAUCCGCAAUGUCUGCCGCGCCCGCAGCCGCGGUGCUUCGGCCCCACCUCUCCCUUCUCUCCGGCGGCGGCGGCGGCGGAAUCCCCAGCGGCACAUUCCAGACUCUAUCCUAUGUCUCACCCCUUCUCCACCACCGCCGCCGCCGCCGCGGCGGCGUCGUCCUUCGGUCCAACGCUUCCUCGUCGCUUCCUUCUCCCCGCCCUUCUCCGGAGAAGGAGGCCGAGAAGGCUCCGACGGCGGAGUCGUGCGUCAACCUCGGCCUCGAGCUCUUCUCCAAGGGCAGGGUGAGGGACGCACUUGAACAAUUUGAGAAUGCCCUAGAGCUGGAACCAAAUCCUAUUGAAGCCCAAGCAGCACUCUAUAACAAAGCAUGCUGCCAUGCGUACAGGGAAGAAAGCAAAAAAGCUGCAGAAUGCUUGAGGACAGCUUUGCGAGAUUACAAUCUCAAAUUUGGUACUGUACUUAAUGAUCCAGACAUGGCACCGUUCAGAGCAUCACCAGAAUUUAAGGAACUUCAAGAGGAGGCAUUGCGCGGUGGAGAAGAUAUCGGUUCUGGGUUCCGGAGAGAUCUGAAGCUCAUUAGUGAAGUACAAGCACCGUUUCGUGGUGUCCGGAGGUUCUUUUAUGUGGCGUUCAUUGCAGCAGCUGGAAUUUCAACAUUCUUUACCAUUCCCAGACUUAUACUUGCAGUUCAAGGUGGUGAUGGUGCUCCAGAUUUGCUUCAAACUGCUGGGAAUGCUGCCAUUAAUAUUGGAGGUAUUGUUGUGCUGGUGGCUUUGUUUAUCUGGGAAAACAGGAAAGAAGAGCAGCAGAUCACCGUAAUUUCUCGCAAUGAAACGCUUUCAAGGUUACCUGUGCGUCUGUCAACAAAUCGCAUUACUGAACUUGUGCAACUCCGGGACAUUACUAGGCCAGUUAUAUUGGCAGGUUCGAAAGCAUCAGUAACUAAAGCAACGCAAAGAGCUGAGAGGUACCGAACUGAACUUCUCAAACGAGGUGUUCUUCUAAUUCCUGUUAUCUUUGGUGCUUCGGAGAAAGCCCAGACCAAACCUAAGGGAUUCGGUACUACAAGAUCUGCUGCAUCAGUCCCUUCAGUUGGGGGUGAUUUUGAAAAGCGUACUGAAUCUAUUGCCGCAAAAUCACGGUUGAAAGCUGAGGUUCGAUUUAAGGCUGACAUUGUCUCUCCUGACCAGUGGGAAAGUUGGAUAAGAGACCAGCAAGAGUCUGAAGGUGUCACUCCUGGUGAAGAUGUCUACAUAAUCCUCCGUCUUGAUGGUCGCGUGAGAAGAUCUGGAAGAGGUAUGCCGAAUUGGAACGACAUUUUACAGGAACUGCCACGGCUUGAAGAUUUGCUGAGCAAACUUGAACGAUGAAAAACACCGUAAAACUGCAGUUUGGCAAUCUGUUAAUUAUUGCUUGUGCCUCAGUUUGGCAUGUCGUGAAGGCUGGCGGACCAGCAAAUUGCACAUCCUGUUAGGUUUUGAAAAUGGAAACUUUUAUUGAUCUCGACGGCAUAUCGAUCGAUACACAUAAAGUAUCACAUCCUGUUACGUGAGGGUCAGUUGCAGCUUCUUUUAGUUUUAUUCUUAAUUUGCAUACAUCAAGAUGGGAGGCCUUGUCUCUGUGGGAAGUGUUUUUUAUAUGCCAGAGAUGAAGCGAUACCGUAUAGGUAUAGCAUAAACUGUUAGGAGUAUUAACAAAUAAAAGAGUUGUUUUCCAGUGGUGGCACGGUAUUUCAUUGUUAUGUGAUAUACUCCGGUACUACAUAGCUAUUGAAUGCAUCUUAACGCUAUGGUUAACACAUGGCAAUUUUGUGUGGA
Messenger RNA from Brachypodium distachyon (stiff brome), 1873 nucleotides. RefSeq names its product protein LOW PSII ACCUMULATION 1, chloroplastic. The record is from RefSeq and is a predicted model, not a curated record. Gene Ontology annotation, cellular component: chloroplast. The transcript has 9 exons. NCBI's taxonomy places the organism in Eukaryota, Viridiplantae, Streptophyta, Magnoliopsida, Poales, Poaceae. Bases 62 to 1426 code for a protein of 454 amino acids. Gene Ontology annotation, biological process: photosystem II oxygen evolving complex assembly. Gene Ontology annotation, molecular function: protein binding.